AACAGUUUCUAUAGAGACAGGUAAACAAUCAAUGCCUUAUGAUUUGAUAUCAAUUUUAUUGUGAUCGAAUUGUGAAUAAAUAUGGAUACACCAGGCCUGUUACCUAAUGAUCCCGAAUACAUAGAGCAGAAACGCGCAGAAUUGAGAGAGUUCUUUAAGGAUGCAAAAUUUCCUAAGGAAGUGUUAGACAAAGUAAUUGAAAAUGAAUUAAAGCCACUGACAGAUAAUCCAAAUCGUCCGUACAUUGCUGCUUCUUUCCCUGGAGAAGUCAGAUCUGAAUAUGACGUGAUGACGGGACAACCAUUUACUGAGGUAAAGGAUUCCAACAAACCGUUCACAGAUGAGGAAAUAAAAGAUAUGAUAAAGGCUAAUCCAGUAUUAAUUGAUAAAGCUCGUCAGAUCCAAAUAGCCAGUAAACAAGUCAAGCAAGUUGCUGUACCACUUGACCAGAUAAAUUUACCAUCGUAUACUCAAAUAAGAAGUGACAUAGAUUCGGCGGACGGCAAUAAAGCAAAGAUUGACAACAUCAAUUACAAGAAUAUGUACGCUUUGAUGAAUUCGGUUGAAGAUUUUAAAACUAAUAAACCAGAUGCGCCUCAAAAAGAAGACAGUUCAGAAAGUGAGGAGACUGACAAUGACGAAGAAUAUGAAGCUAUAGAAAAAAUUGUUAGUCAAUAUACUGACAAAUCCUAUGAGACACGAUUCCAGGAAACAAAAGCAAUGUUACAAAAAUUGGCAGAUGACUAUGAGAACCCAGAGUCAGGGACCUCGAAUGCUAACGAAACAAAGGCAAAUUUGAUGAAUAAUCCAAUUUUGAAAGAAUCUUCCGUUCAUGUGAUUAAAGGCCAAAUCAGAAGAACUCCGAUGCAAGAAGUUCAAGCCCAAUAUGACAUAAAUAAAGCUGUAAAUAUACCUUUGAAAGACAAUCCCGUAAGCCUUAAUCUUAAUAGAGAGGUAAAACAAAGACCUUUUAUAGACAUAAUAACAGAAGAAGAACUAACCGAAAUAGAUGUAGAAAAAGUGUUUCCAAAAACUUUUGAAGAGAGACUAAAAGAUACUCAAAAUGCUCUACAGGAUAUCAACUCAGUUUUAGAUACGUCAACAGAAAAUAAAACGAUUAAAUCUGAUAAUAAUGAUGUUGAUAAAACAGAAAAAUCAAAUACUGCAGAGAAUAACCAGCAAGUAAUAACGGGUUCUCAAAAAUUUGAUGAAAGAAUGGAACAAACUUUACAAAAUGCUUUAAAUGACAUAUUUGAUAUAGGAGAUAACGAAAACAGAGACAAUAAAGAACUUGAAUAUAAUGAAAUGAAAAAUCUUGCCCGAAAUAUUGUUGAAGGAGCUGAAAAUUUAAGCACGUUGAUUCGGGAAGACAUUACUAACAAAUUGAAUAGCAUGAAUGAGUUAUUGAACGAUGUCAAUGAGGCUUUGGAAAAUUCGAAGAAAUCAAAUAUUGCUUAUCAAAACAUCAAAGAAGAAGGAGAACGGUUAAGAAAACAACAUGGUAUGAUAGCAGAAUCAAUUAAACCUGUUGAAGGCAAGGAAGUCACAGAAGAUAAUAUUGACACAAAUGUAACUGAAAAUGUAGAUGGGAUUUCGAAUAUAUCAUGUUCUCAAAUAGAUGACAUUAAUGAUUCCAUCAAUAGAUUAAACGUUGAAUUGAAAACACAUGAAGAAAGAAUAAAUCAAAGUAAAGAGCGGUAUGAACAGAGAAACAAAGAAUGUAAGACAUUCAUCAAAGAAGUAGAUGAAUUAUUACUGAAGUCUCGUGAUGUUUUACACCCUAUGAAAGUAAAUUCUAAUGAAGCCACCACCAGUCUUUGUGAUGAUGAAAAGAAGAAGUUGCCACCUCCACCAGAAGUGCCAAUGGAUCCAGCAGUUGAAGAAAAAAGUGCAAAAAUGAGGAAAGAAUGGUGGGAUGUAGACUUGAGUAAAGUCACAGACGAGCGUAAUAAAAAAUUAGAAGAGUUCAAAAAACAAGAAGCGGAAAGAAACAAACGUAUAGAUGGUCUGCUUUGUGAUAUAAAACAUAAUAUGAAAGACAACAAAGAGGUGUUAAGGCUUGCAAACACUUUGCUACGAAGGGAAGAAUCUCGAAAGAAACCGUUGCAAGAGAGUUGUAAAAUCCGUGAGUUGCCUUCUGUUGAAUCGGAUGUGAAAGGUCAAGGGGACAGUGCUAAAAUCACUGAUGCUGAUAAUAAUUUGAAUGAGCUAAAACAAUCUAUUACGCCAACGACACCAGCAGGAAUGCCACCUACGGAGGGGGAUCCAAGAAGAAUUCUAAACACGUCAGUAGAAAGACAGAUGCAAAUAGAAGCAAGGAAGGCCGAAGAAGCAGAGAAAGAGAAACAGAGGCAGUUGGAGUAUAAGAGGAAGUUUGAAGAAGAGAUGGAAGAGUUGAACAGGGGUCCGCGGAUGACGAAGGAGUUCAUAAGGAACCACUGCAAGCAACACAAAUUGUACUGCACGCCGUAUCUGAAUGAUAUCCUUUAUUUGCAUUUUAAGGGUUUCUCCAAAAUCGAAAAUCUUGAAGAAUACACUGGGCUAAAAUGCAUAUUCCUUGAAAACAACGGCAUCCAACGUAUCGAAGGUCUGGAAACGCUGUCAGAGCUGAAGUGCCUCUACCUUCACUACAAUGUUGUCAGGAAGAUUGAAAACUUGGCCGGGUGUCCCAAGCUGGACACAUUAAAUUUGGACCACAAUUUCGUGGGCAAAAUUGAGAAUUUGGACGUGGUCCCAGACUUGCAUACGCUGAGUAUUGCUCACAAUAUGCUCAGUUCUUUCGAUGACCUGGAACAACUACGAAACUGUCAAAACUUAUCAGUUUUGGACCUGUCGUACAAUAGACUGGAGGACCCGCUCAUUGUCGAUGUGUUGGCUGACAUGGUGAUACUCAAAGUGUUGGUUCUAACCGGUAACCCUGUGGUGCGCAACAUCCCCGCCUAUCGGAAGACGCUGACGCUCCGUAUCAAAGAGCUGCAGAACUUGGACAACCGGCCGGUGUUCCCGAGGGACCGCGCAUGCGCUGAGGCGUGGCAGAGGGGUGGGGUGCAGGAGGAGAUUGCUGAGAGGAGAAGAUGGAUAGCCAGAGAACAAGAGAAAGUGAAUCAAAGUGUCAGGUACCUGAUUCGCAUGAGAGACGAGAAGAGAGCUAUCAGAGACGCCAAGGAGAAGGAAGAGAGGGAGAAACUUGGACUUCCUCCUAAGGAAGAAGAACCAAAAGCUAACGCAAAAGAUGAUGUAACAAAAAAACUUGAAGAACCUGAAGGCCCGUCGAUUUUGGAUCAGAAAUUCGGUCCAGUUGAGGUGAAAGUCAAAGAUGGCGUCGCGGUUGACAUGCUGACUGGCUCUGAGGCUGAGGAUAGCACGAGCGAGGAGAGUAGUGUAGACAGUGGAGAUGACGAUAAAGAAGAUGGAACUUCAACAAAUAUGAUCGAAUGGUCGCAUAUGGAACGUGGUAAGAAUCUGGUGCAAGAAGUUAAACAUGACAACCCUCCCCCUCCCCAAGAUGACUAUUGGGGUGGAUUCAAAGGUCUCCCGACUCCUUCCACAAGCCAGGGCGAUGAUUUUAUGUCCAACUUCUCGGCUUUGGGCAAUUUAAUAUUCAAUCAACAACCACAUAUUACAAGAAAGAAAGAAUCUCAAGUACUUGCAGAGCAUGGAAUGUCAAAGAAAUCAAAACCUAAACCAAAAGUGAGUGAAGUAAUAGAAGAAAAAGCACCAAUAUCACACGAAGCGAAGAAAAAGCCUAUGAUAGAAAUCAUUGAGCCAGUAGAACAAACAAACUCUAAUAUAGAUGAAGAUAAAGCUGCUGUCUCAGAAAUAAAAUCUCCAUCCGGUAUAACAGAGGAGGAAAAUCUAAUUAUUGAUCAUGAUAAUAAAAUUGCAACAGUAAAAGAACCAAAGGCUAGCAUAAUGAAGAAGAGUUCUAUAGGAAAGAGUAAUAAACCACUCAAGAAAGUUGUUAUUAAAGAAAUAUGUCAAGAGGAGAUAAAAAAUAACAAAGAAGCUCCUAUAAAUGUUGUCAAAAAUGAAAACUUUGAAGAAAAGAAAAUAGGUAUUGAAGAAAUUGAUAGAAAGGAGACAACAGUUCCCAUAGAAUCUCCUGAAAGUGAUGUCAACGCUGAAAAUAAUCAAGAAGAGAAUAAAAAAGACAAUUUUAGUGAAAAAGAAGAAAGAGACAGUCUGCCUAGCAGUUCUGGUGAUGGACAAAGUGAAAAAAAGAGCGAUAAAGCACAAUGCAGUUCAGGCGAUGGAGUAAGUCUGAUAAACUAUAUGCACAGCGUGAAUUCAGAAAAUUUCGAUGACGAUGAAGAUUUGAAGCCUAGCGCAGAAGACUUGGAAAUAUUUGCUGAAUUGGAUCGGGAGCAGGAAGAAAGACAGGCGAGGAUCGAUAGAGGGGAACCUGCUGUUGAUCCUAUGAAACUAUACCACAAGAAGACGAUGGACGCAUUUUAUAAAGCACAAGAAUGCGUGCCAGCUCAUGAAGUUAAGGAGAAGGCGACGUUCACUACAUAUAGGAACGACAAUGCCUUUGACAGGAUCGCUCUUAGCCAAUUGACUGGUGGAGAUAAACCUGAUGAGAAUAAAGUGAAACUCACCCGCGUUCCUGGAGCGACCCUUUAUCAGUACAUAGAGAAUCAAGCACCUGACAAUAAUGUGCAGUACGAGAUUGGAGAAGAGGUCGUAGACUCCGCCCCAUCGUCCGGCGAAACAGAUUCGAUUAACGUUUCAACCGAUAGUAGCUCUAGCGAAGACAAUGUCGAUGUGCAAAUAAGGAAUAUCAAUCGAACAUCCUAUAGACCUUCUACAGCUACCAAGAAGGCUGGUGGUAUUGAUGAUCAAGAAGCAAAGGAUGAUAAAAAUGAUAAUGGAAGCGGUGAUGCCGUUGUAAUGGCUGAUAGUGCAAUUGAUGUUAAUCCUAGUACUAAAGAAUUGGCUGAGAAAGUCAAUAAGCAAGAUAUCCCUUCAACUUCCAACGCAGCAGAAAACACAGAGCAGGAAGCUGGCGUGAAGAAAUCUAUUAUAAACACUAUAAAUUCUUAUGAAGAUGAUAGAUACCCUUCACAAGGGGUUAACUACUCAAACAUGGAUGAGAACGAAAGGAUCGAUCAAUCGGUUGCCUCGGAGAUCCUGAACAAAACCUUGCAGUACGAAGAGCGAGAGAUGUACCGACAGAUUGAUGUUCUGAACAACCACGCGGGCAAAAUUGAUAACAAAACAAAUGCUAUUAUUGAACAUAUAUCUGGCCAGUUGGAAAACGAAUAUACUUUGCCAGAAGUAUCGAGAAUCCUGGAAGCGCACAUGGAAGUAGCAGAACAAAGAUGGCGCGCUGGAGAGUUUGUAAACUAUGUGCCUGUUAGCCCUCCAGGUUCGGUGGUCGAUGAUAAUGAAAACGAAAAUGAAGACACCCUCAUACCAAGCCAUGAUACUUCUCUUGAAGAUACACUGACUGACGACAGAGUAAAUACUAUGGUCAAGAUUAACGAAGACGAUGGAGAAACGGUUGAAAAUUAUACUGACGAUGACAUGAAAGUAGCUACUAAUAAUGCUGUGAAUGAAUGUGAUGAUUGUGAAAUAAAGCAAACAGAUUGUCCUAAUGAUGAAACAGAGUCAAACAUUAAAGCUGAAAAUGUAGAAAGUGGUAUUGUUACAGAAGAAGAAUUCAAUGAUUCUAAAGCUGAAUUCCAUUCGUUUAUUGAGGAAAAUGAAACAUUAGGUGAUGAUGAGGUAUUUGAAGAUUGUGUUGAUGAUGAAAAGGAUACGUUUGAUUGUGUUGAUGAAACGUAUUCGAUUGAAAUGAAGUUGGCAUUGGGCCUCGAAGAUAUAAAAUAAUAUUAUCUAAAUCUAGAAAUUUAUUUUAAUGGAUAUCUAAUAAUUUAUGACACUAUAAAUCCUUAUUUAAUGUAUUAAUUUUUCGUAUAUAUGAGAUAGUAUUUUUUAGUUAGUGUUCUAUUUAAUAGUGCAAGUGUGAUUUUAGAAUGAAAACACAAUGUAACGUAUUAUAAUAUAUAUUUUGGUAUUACUAAAAUACAAUUAAUUUAUUGCACCUACGAUAAAUAAUAAUUAAACAUUUAUAUAAAAAUAUA
Molecule: messenger RNA, 6086 nt
Organism: Plodia interpunctella (Indianmeal moth)
Lineage: Eukaryota; Metazoa; Arthropoda; Insecta; Lepidoptera; Pyralidae
Gene: dtr
Product: defective transmitter release
Exons: 17
Coding region: 82-5832 (1916 amino acids)
Molecular function (GO): protein binding
Source: RefSeq, a predicted model, not a curated record